Molecule: messenger RNA, 5729 nt
Organism: Meriones unguiculatus (Mongolian gerbil)
Lineage: Eukaryota; Metazoa; Chordata; Mammalia; Rodentia; Muridae
Gene: Ddo
Product: D-aspartate oxidase
Exons: 5
Coding region: 143-679 (178 amino acids)
Molecular function (GO): D-amino-acid oxidase activity; FAD binding
Source: RefSeq, a predicted model, not a curated record
GAGAGAACGUUCUUAAUAAUUUCCCCAAUGGGAAGGCGUUUUGCUUUCCCAGUCUCUUAGGAGACCGGGCUAACAGGUCACUGAAAAACAAGUGUUGGUGCCAGGGUCUCCGGAUACAAGGCUUCCUUCUCAGAGACAGGCCAUGGACACGGUACGCAUUGCGGUCGUCGGAGCUGGCGUGAUUGGUCUGUCUACCGCUGUGUGCGUUUCUGAGAUGGUCCCCCGGUGUUCCGUCACUGUCAUCUCAGACAAGUUUACACCUGACACCACCAGUAAUGUAGCAGCUGGAAUGCUUAUUCCUCACAGGUAUCCAGAGACGCCUGAGCCCGUGCAGAAGCAAUGGUUUAGAGAGACCUUCCAGCACCUAUCUGAAAUCGCCAAGUCUGCAGAAGCCUCGGAUGCGGGUGUUCUCCUGGUAUCUGGGUGGCAGGUGUUCCGGAGUGUCCCCGCGGAGGAGGUGCCUUUCUGGGCUGACGUCGUCCUGGGAUUUCGCAAGAUGACGGAGGCUGAGCUCAAGCGGUUCCCUCAGUACGUGUUUGGUCAGGCUUUCACAACCCUGAAAUGCGAGACUUCUGCCUACCUGCCGUGGCUGGAGAAAAGAGAGAAGCCAACGACGGAAAAAUCUCAGUUUGCUUUUUCAGAAAAUGGAGACGCUCGGAUAAUGCAGGAAAAGCCUUAGGUUUUUCUCAUCCCAAUUAUUGUUGAGUUUUUCUCAUUUUCACUAAAAGUAGCUUCAUUGUUAUUAUAAAGUCGCUAACGUGAUCAUGAAUGAGAAUAUGAAAGUGGAGGGCUUAUCUAAAGUACCUAAGGCUUCCUUAAAAUCUCGCCCUUAAACCUUUGCCCUUUCGUUUUGGCUUGGUUCUCAGCACUGCCUUUUUCUAGCUUGUUAGGAUUCACAAGUAGAGUAUUUUCGGCUGAGACACAUCUAUAAAUCUCUUCUUGCUGGUUUGCUCCACAUUGCAUGCUCCUGUGGGUUGGAGAUGUGGGGAUCGUAAGUGCUGUCAACCCCCAAAUCUGGUAAAUAACCUGCAUCUAAAAUGUUUGGGACCAGCGGUAUUUUGAAGUUUAGUUGUCUUUUUUUUUUUUUAAUAUACCUAACGACCGUGGCGUCUGGCCAGUUGGCUGAUAUGGUGGGUGACAAGGGCCACCUGUCCCCUUUUCUAACCUGGAAGAAAGGCUUUGUGGAACAAGGUAGGGUCUGUCGCCGCCCAAGCCCAAGAGGAGCCCUUUAGGCUGGUGGGAAGAGGGGCAAUGCCCCCACGGUGAGGGAAGAGGACAUCUGGGGCUCAGUCUGUGGGCUGGGCAGGCCCAGAUGGGCGGCCACGCAGUCCCUGCUGUUCCUCAGACUCGGGCCUGUUCUGUUGACUCCCACGCCUCUUCGCCACAGUGUGAGCUCUGCCUUCUGUCCUGAUUCAAAAGGGAACACUCCUCUCAGCGUGCCAGGUAGCAGGGGCUUCCGCCUCAGCGCCAGCUAGGAGAUGACAACCUGGGGAACAUAUAUUAUCUCAUUAUAUCUUAGACCGUUCAUUUUUUCCAAGAGCAGAAAAGAUCAUCUUUUUCUCAAACAUUGCCCAGUAAUGUCUAGAACAGCACCCCCCCCCCAAAAAAAAACCCUCAGAAGUUUAAUCACCUAUGCAGGUGAUAUUUUAUAUCUUGGGACUGUAAAGCUGCAUACUUGGCUGUUUUUUUUUUUUUUUUUUUUUUUUUUUGCUUGCCAUCCCAGGAAAUGAAUUGCAGAGGCGGUAAGUCCCCUGCCAGGCAGCCUACCUAAAUAAAUUAUUCUGUGGGGACCAGAGUCACCCUGCAUUUGCUGACAUCUAGAAAGCCUGGUGGUCCCUAUCAGUGUGGGAGGCCUAUACUUUACACGGCUGAUUUCUUUCCAUGGCUCCGAGGAGACCCACGCCGGACACAGCACUGACCUCCCUGCCCUGCCCGUGCUGUUGGUUUUCAUCUCUGUUGCUUUUUCUGGACAGGCCUUGACUCCCCCACUUUUUCUAAUGCUCUCCCACCUGCUUGUCGCCUCCGAUUUCCUAGAUCGUGUAGAAGCACACAUCACCCUAAAGCAUCUUCACCUCCUCCUCUAGGGACUAAGGGACCAUGGCUGCUCCCCUUUAGGGUUAUCUUCCUAUAGAAGCCCUGGGCCAUAUCUGUAUGUCCUCCUCCAAGGGGCCAGAAGCUGCCUUACACUUGACCCCUGGUGUGCUUGCCAUGCCUUGUAUGUUUCCAUGGAGCCUGCCAGACUGGGAUGGACCCUCGGAGAAGUGUACCGUAGCAUGCAGUUCAUCGUGAGGGUGUUGGUGAUGGCAACUGUCAGCAGCCAGGGAACGUUGUCAGGGCAGAAUUAGACUGUAUGCACUUGGAGGCCUUAAAAACCCAAAAUACACUUUAAAGCUCCAAUUAUGGGAAUGUAUGUCAGGCAUAGCGACAGGAAGUGUUGCUAGGAGAAAACUGGGUUCCCCUGGAAAUCUGUAUGCAGAGACUUGAAAAUUUAAACUAGGCUUCUUCUUGUUUUUUUGAACAUAUUGACUGAACAUAGUUGAUUCCUCCCCUCCCUAGCUGAUGGUGAUCAGCCAUCUUGAGAGCUGACUAACAGUGUGUAUGCGACAAUCCCCAAACAGCUCUCGGAUAAGUUCCCAUCCUUGAUCUGGCCAUCCUCACCCCUCUUCAGCGUGUCUUCCAAGCCUCUCACCUCUCCACUCCAACCUGUUUUCACACGGCGACUAAACGCUCAUUCUGACUGACUUUAAAGACCCCGCCGGAGUCACCUCUACUCAUUCUCCGGUGAGAGGAGAGCUGACUGCGUACCAAGAGAGAUGUCCAGAUGUCCUCCUUCAGACAGUUAGGGUCAGAGCUGCUGGCAUCCCUAAUAAACCAGGUUUGGCCCCAUCCUCCGUAAGUCAAUUAAACACACAGGUAAUGGUGAAAAGAAAAAAAAAAAAAAAAAGGAGUGUAAUUCAGUCUAGACACAUUGUGAAGAAAACCAAAGGACUAAUCCACCUUCCAGAACCAGAUCCACCUUCAGGCUGCUAAAAAAAAAAAAAAAAAAAGGGUUAGAGGGCCGCAGGUAUGUGUAGCUGAACGUUUCCCGUCAGGGUGAGAUCUGGCUAUCACUGUGACCAGCUCCACUGUUUUCAGCGUGGUGGUCUAACAAGUUGUCAGAGUUUCGUAAAAUCAGAACCCUUCCUCCUGCCCUUCCCCACCCAAAGGUCUCUGCUCUCUCCUCACUGCAGUAUUUCUCCAGCAGAGACUCUUUGUCCCACUCAGUGCUCUCAGCCAAUAGAUCUCCCUUUUCCUCAUGGAUUCUGGGGCCACCGUGUGCGCUCUCUACAGGACGGCCCUCACACGUUUGCCAGGAGCUGAGAGGAAAGUGAUCCAGCAUUUUACAUCCCCAGUCAGUCUCCCCAACUUCUGUAGUAGCAGCUUCGUAUGGUUGUAAAAGUAACUUUUAGGCACCUGGUCAUCUAAGUUAACAUCUGCUUUCGGGAAACCUCCUCCUCCAGCAGCUAACAAGGGAAGGGUGGGGCCUCAUAAGCCCCUUCCCAUCCGUGAUGAAAUAUUGAUGGGCCCAGUCUGUGAAGGUCCUUUUCAGAUCAUAACAGCUGCUGCGAGUUCAUGAUUUCAUCAGCUAUAUGAUGUCCAGAAGACACAUUCUCCUCCCCGCCCGUGCUUUCCUCCCCACCUGGCUCUAACAUUCUUUCUACUCCAUCUUUCUGUGGGGUUCGUGUUUACUUCUUAAACAGCACAAACACAGUACAAACAUCCUGGUUAGUGUUACCACAAAACACUCAUGUUGCAGAAAAUAAAGGGUAUUGGGCUAAUAAUGUUUAUUAUUAGCCUUAUAAUUAAUACGGUGGAAUUAUCGAUCACAAUCAAUACAUGACACAGAUACCAGAUAGAUUUUUAGAAGAGCCUGAUUUCACCUGGGGCAUAGCAGAUGUUAGUCCUCUAAACUCUCCUUACCACUACUCAGCCCCCAUCCCAGGCCAUCUGCUUUAAUCCUUCCUAUCUGGGCGACCUCCCAUCCAGAAUCCCAAAAUACUUGCUGAUGUUCUUGAUUUGGGCCAAUUUCUUCCAUUUGUGCUGAUCUGCCAUGUGCUUCCCCCACGCUAACCCAUGGCAGUGUCCUGCUUCUCCCUUCUUCUUCCUCCUCCUAUACUUGUCUCCUUCCCACGACCCUUCUCUCCCCAAAGCCCAAGAACCUUAGCUAUGACUACCACCUUCUGCCCUGCCCAGGUGUGGGCCUUUUAAUCAGCCAACCAGAGAUGCUUGGGGAACAUUCCUUCUCAUGGCAGGGGUGCAGGAGAUAGUUCAUCAUUAACAACAAUGUCCACGGUAGCAUGGUAACCAGAUCUCAAGGCACUGAAGUCAGCGUUUGAAUAAAUGACACCAGGCCAACCCCAGCACACCCCUUUACUCUUCUUUCUGUAGCAGGGUUAUGCCUGAUUUCAUUUUUAAAAACAGCUCAGUGUCCAUCCAAUGAAUGUAAUCUCAGCUUCCAUAUUGUUCCAUGGAGAGAGUGGAAAUCGAGGUACAUAGAAUAAAUAAGUAAAUAAAAGUUCUGGCCUCACUCCUUUCAAUCACUCUGUCACACGAAAGGUUUUCCUUGGUUGUUUGUGGUCCCAUGAAGAUGCUUGACAGCGUCUUUGGUUUUCUUGUCCCGGGUAAAUACCAUUGCCUUCCAUUAGUUUUCUGAAUAACAAGCAAGGGUACAUAGGGUGAAAAUUAGUGCUUAAAACAUUCCCACCAGCAAUGGAAGAGGGUUCCCUUUCUCCACAUCCUCUCCAGCAUAUGUUGUCACUUGAGUUUUUGACCUUAGCCAUUCUGAUGGGUGUAAGGUGAAAUCUCAGGGUCAUUUUGAUUUGCAUUUCCCUGAUAGCUAAGGAUGUUGAGCAUUUCUUUAAGCCAGAAGCUGGAAACAACCCAGAUGUCCCUCGACAGAGGAAUGGAUACAGAAAUUGUGGUACAUUCACACAAUGGACUACUACUCAGCAAUUAAAAACAAGGAAAUCAUGAAAUUUGUAGGCAAAUGGUGGGAACUAGAAAAGAUCAUCCUGUAGGCAAAUGGUGGGAACUAGAAAAGGUAUCCCCAAAGCAGAAAGACAUACAUGGUAUAUACUCACUUAUAAGUGGAUAUUAGACAUAUAAUAUAGAAUAAACAUACUAAAAUCUACAGACCUAAAGAAGCUAAACAACAAGGAGGACCCUAGGGAAGAAGGUUAAUUCUUAUUCAGAAGGACAAAAAGGAUAGAUAUUGAAAAUAGGGGAAGAUAGGGAACAGGACAGGAGCUCACCACAGAGGGCCUCUGAAAGACUCUACCUAGCAGGAUAUGGAAGCAGACGCUGAGACUCAUAGCCAAAGUUUGGGCAGAGUGCAGGGAAUCUUAUGAAAGAAGGGGUGGGGGGGAUAGAAAGACCUGGAGGGUCAGGAGCUCCACAAUGAGAGGAAAAAACAUCUGGGCACAGGGGUCUUUUCUGAGACUGAUACUCCAACCAAGGACCAUGCAUGGAGAUAACCUAGAACCCCUGUGCAGAUGUAGCCCAUGGCAGCUCAAUGUCCAAGUGGUUUUCCUAGUAAGGGGUACAGAGACUGUCUCUGACAUGAACUCAGUGGCCUGCUCUUUGAUCACCUCCCUCUGAGGGGGAGCAGCCUUACCAGGCCACAGAGGAAGACAAUGCAGUCACUCCUGAUGACACCUGAUAGGCUAGGGUCAGAUGGAAGGGGAGGAGGA